Pseudomyrmex gracilis is the source of this 1977-nucleotide messenger RNA. It is a transcript of the gene 14-3-3zeta, whose product is annotated as 14-3-3 protein zeta. Gene Ontology annotation, cellular component: cytoplasm. NCBI's taxonomy places the organism in Eukaryota, Metazoa, Arthropoda, Insecta, Hymenoptera, Formicidae. The transcript has 5 exons. The coding region runs from base 363 to 1106 and encodes 247 amino acids. The record is from RefSeq and is a predicted model, not a curated record. Gene Ontology annotation, biological process: signal transduction.
GUCGCUGUGCGGGAGUGGUCGUUGAGGGAUGUGUGGUAUCGCAACCGAGAGUGUGACCGAGGAAUAAGGAGCCGGCGUCUUAGUUUUUUCGCUCGCGUUCCACGCUCUCUCGUUUCAAUUAAUCCGUCUUCGCGCGUAUUUUCUUAUCGGAAAUAAAAUAAGAAACGAAAGAAACCGGAUAACACGCGCUCACAGUCACCGCCGUCUUCGCCGCGGCAAGUUCCUUCUCUCGGUUUCGUCCUCCCCCGCGCGCGCGCGUACGCCCGCCCGCUUUCUCGCGAGAGCCGGUGCACGGAUCCCGCAUAUAGACGUGGAUUUACUUCAUUAUUUAUUGUACAAAGAACUAUAAGUCAUAAGCAACAAUGUCUGUUGACAAAGAAGAAUUGGUUCAGCGAGCGAAGCUUGCUGAGCAGGCAGAGAGGUACGACGACAUGGCGUCCGCGAUGAAGGCGGUUACCGAGACGGGAGUCGAGUUGUCAAACGAGGAGAGGAAUUUGCUCUCGGUGGCGUACAAGAAUGUCGUAGGUGCGAGACGUAGCUCGUGGCGAGUAAUUUCUUCUAUUGAGCAGAAGACCGAAGGUUCCGAACGCAAACAGCAGAUGGCAAAAGAAUAUCGAGAAAAAGUGGAGAAGGAACUUCGUGAAAUUUGCUACGACGUAUUGGGACUCCUGGAUAAGUACCUGAUCCCUAAGGCUAGCAACGCCGAGAGUAAAGUAUUCUAUCUUAAGAUGAAGGGUGACUACUAUAGGUAUCUCGCAGAAGUUGCCACCGGCGAAACUAGAAAUACUGUGGUAGAAGACAGCCAAAAGGCAUACCAGGACGCGUUCGAAAUCAGCAAGUCGAAGAUGCAGCCUACCCACCCGAUCAGGCUAGGUCUCGCUCUCAACUUCUCAGUCUUCUAUUACGAGAUUCUCAACUCUCCAGACAAGGCCUGUCAACUGGCAAAACAGGCGUUCGAUGACGCAAUCGCGGAACUGGAUACACUUAAUGAGGACAGCUACAAAGAUUCCACAUUGAUCAUGCAGCUGUUACGCGACAACCUCACUCUGUGGACCAGUGACACGCAGGGCGACGGGGACGAGCCACAGGAGACCGGCGACAACUAACCUUCCUAAGCUUAAGUCCUUUCUAAACCUAUAAGAACAUCCUAUUCUCUAUCGUCUCCUAAAGUGCUCACCCACAUGUCCAUUCACCCAGAUCCAUCCAUCCACUUGUCCUCUCGUUCCUCGCGUACCUCGUUUCCUUCUUCUUUCCCUUCAUCCUUUCAAUUGCGCAGGUCUCCUCUUUUUCCUUAAAUCUUUCUUCGAAAAACAAAAAAACGUGAUCCUUCUCUACCCCUCUUUCUUUCUCUUUCUUUCUCUCUUUAUCACGUUGGAACGAGACACGGAAUGCAGAGGACGACCCACUGUCAUUACUCCCAACAUCUGCUCGCUGCUUACCAUCAAAAAACGACAGUAUAAAGCUAAACUGAAAGAAAAAAAAAACACAAAGUACAGGCAAAAAGAAAUAGCGCGGAGGUACAACAAGAGAAGCAAAAUGAACGAAAAAAAAAAAAAAACAAAACGCACGCAUGAAUCUAUUACAUUAUAUCCAGUUGUCAUUUAAAUUAAAUUUCACAUUAUCUCUAGCAGGUAUAAAUAUUAUUAUACGAAGGGAAGAACACAGGAGGAGAAAGGAGAGUAAAAACAAAUACAUUAAGUUAUUAAGUUCCAACUACAUAAGUGGUGAUUUGAUUUUUAUACACUCACUACACGUCUUUUUUUUUCUUUUUUUUUUGUUUUCUCCUCUUUAAUACGACAACCAUCACAACAACGCAUGCAAUCAGUAAGCGUUAGUAAGAGAGAAAGGGUCGGACCGCUCCGGCCUCCGUCUUAACAAAGACGUCAAAUGCAAUAUGUAAACAUAUUUGUAUCUUUUUUUUUUUCUGUAACUCAUAUGUAAUUUACUUCGCUAUUAAAAUUAGGAAUAUACUUAAUA